Hyphopichia burtonii NRRL Y-1933 is the source of this 783-nucleotide messenger RNA. RefSeq names its product putative serine hydrolase. Bases 1 to 783 code for a protein of 260 amino acids. Gene Ontology annotation, cellular component: cytoplasm; nucleus. The transcript has a single exon. Lineage: Eukaryota; Fungi; Ascomycota; Pichiomycetes; Serinales; Debaryomycetaceae. The record is from RefSeq and is a predicted model, not a curated record.
AUGUCAGUCACUAGAAGAAUUCUUUGUUUACCAGGAUAUUUGCAAAACGGGAAAGUUUUUGCUGAAAAAUCCUCUGGGAUUAGAAAAUUGCUCACCAAAAAAUUGGGAUUUGAAUUAGAUUAUGUUGAUCCACCAAUCAAAAUCAAUACCAAGGAGGAAUUACCGUUCAAAUUGGGUGAAACCGAGGAAGAGCAAGCCAGUAAGUGGGAUGCUAUAGUCGAGCAAGAUUUGAAUAGAUGUUGGUGGGUUCAUAAGGAUCCAGGUACUUAUGAAGGAUUUGAUGAAGCAUUAAAUUAUGUCAUUGAACAGAUUAAAACCAAAGGACCAUACGAUGGGAUCAUUGGGUUUUCCCAAGGUGCAGCCAUGGCCGCCAUUGUCACCAACAAAGUGAAAGAAUUAGUGCCAAAUCAUGAACAUUUCAAGAUUGGGGUAUUUUUUUCCGGAUUUGUCUUUACUGAACCAGUUAACAGUGAAGACAUAAUGGUUAAUUUAAACCAUUCAAUUGAAAAUGUGAAAGAGUAUCAAGAAAAAGUUAAAGUGGUGCCAGAAUUCGUUGAUAGAUUCACUUUACCGAAAUGUGAAACCAGAAUCCUUAACAUUUAUGGAUCUAGCGAUAACACCGUUCCUGGCAUCAGAUCCGAAUAUCUUUCUACAUUCUAUCCACAAGAACAAUUACAAGAGUUCAAGCACGAAGGGGGCCACUUUUUGCCCAACAAAAAGAACUUCCUCAACCCAAUCAUUGAAGUUUUCAAAGAAGUUUUCGAUAUAAAAUCUAAUUUAUAG